AUGUCAUCGUCACCUCUGCAAUCUUCCAAUUUCGGCUCCUCAUUUUCUCCCUCCGCUUCAUCCGCAUCCUAUAUGUUAGCCACAGGACUCAAUUCACUCUCGGAUCAAGAUGAAGUCGAGUCCUUGCCCUCAGUUUCCGCGUCCGAUUCCUCCCUCGAGGGAGACUUCAGCGAUGGGGACGAGGAGUCAGAUGCAGAGAGGGAGUGGAAAGAAAGUAUACAACAGCUGGAGUUGCUUUUAACUAUGGUGAUCAUACCAUUUGUUGGCAAAUAUCUAGGAAGAAAGUGUGCGUACUGGGGAUGGGCAAGAAUGAUGGAAUGGAAAUACCCUGUGGAAAUUGUUGUGCAGAAUAAGGCUGUUGCUCGGAGUGCUGGAGUUACUAAAGCUGCGGCUCCAUUGUGA
Histoplasma capsulatum G186AR is the source of this 402-nucleotide messenger RNA. RefSeq lists its product as uncharacterized. The record is from RefSeq and is a predicted model, not a curated record. The transcript is spliced from 2 exons. Gene Ontology annotation, cellular component: mitochondrial outer membrane. Gene Ontology annotation, biological process: protein insertion into mitochondrial outer membrane; mitochondrial outer membrane translocase complex assembly. NCBI's taxonomy places the organism in Eukaryota, Fungi, Ascomycota, Eurotiomycetes, Onygenales, Ajellomycetaceae. The coding region runs from base 1 to 402 and encodes 133 amino acids.